AUGUCGCUCCUUUAUACUAUCCUUCUAUUCACACAACUCUUAUUAUUACCAACUAAUGCCUUUGAUGGCUCCGCUAAUACAAACAUUGCUGUCUACUGGGGUCAAAAUUCAGCCGGAACCCAAGAAUCCUUAGCUACGUACUGUCAAUCUUCUGAUGCUGAUAUUUUCCUAUUAUCUUUCCUGAACCAAUUCCCAACGCUUGGCUUGAACUUUGCCAACGCAUGCUCUGAUACCUUUUCGGACGGCUUACUUCAUUGUACCCAAAUUGCCGAAGAUAUUGAGACUUGCCAAUCCUUAGGCAAGAAAGUUCUUUUGUCGUUAGGUGGUGCAUCUGGUAGUUACCUAUUUUCGGAUGAUUAUCAAGCGGAGACUUUCGCUCAAACUUUGUGGGACACUUUCGGCGAUGGUACUGGUGCUAGCGAACGUCCAUUUGGGUCAGCCGUUGUCGAUGGUUUUGAUUUUGAUAUUGAAAACAACAACAAUGUUGGUUACAGUGCCUUAGCGGCCAGAUUGAGAACUUUAUUUGCCGAAGGUACCAAGCAAUAUUACCUCUCUGCAGCUCCACAAUGCCCAUACCCAGACGCUUCCGUUGGUGACUUGUUAGAGAAUGCCGACAUCGAUUUUGCAUUCAUUCAAUUCUAUAAUAAUUACUGUGGUGUCAGUGGUCAAUUCAAUUGGGACACCUGGUUAAAUUACGCCCAAACAAUAUCCCCAAAUAGGGAUAUAAAGCUGUUCCUAGGUUUACCUGGUUCUGCUUCAGCUGCUGGCUCUGGUUAUAUUUCUGAUACUUCCAUAUUGGAAUCUACUAUUGCGGAGAUUACCUCAUCAAGUUCAUUCGGUGGUAUUGCAUUAUGGGAUGCAUCUCAAGCUUUUUCCAAUCAACUGAAUGGCGAGCCAUAUAUUCAAGUUUUGAAGGACUUAUUAACAGAUGCUAGAUCUGCCACGCCUUCUUCUGUUACUACUUCAGAAGCCCCAGCUACCUUGAGUUCAACUACCUCUACUUUUCAAAAAAAGACCUCCCAAUCUAUGGCAACUACACAGAGUAGGAGUAAAGUCACAUUAUCCCCAACUACCGGUGGUGACAGAAUAUCAACUACUAAAACCAGAAACACUUCCACAAGUACCACUAAGGCAAAAACUAGCAGAAGUACCACCACAUCAAACAGUUUUUCGAGUGCAGUUACGACCACAAGUUUAUCUCCUCAAACAACGAGCGCAACCGUGAUAAAGCCUCAGAAAACUACUACAAGUACUCUUUCCCCAACAACGACGAGUUCCGCUGCAGUAACGCCCCAGACAACCACUACAAGUACUCUUUCUCCAACAACGACGAGUUCCGCUGCAGUAACGCCCCAGACAACCACUACAAGUACUCUUUCUCCAACAACGACGAGUUCCGCUGCAGUAACGCCCCAGACAACCACUACAAGUACUCUUUCUCCAACAACGACGAGCUCUACUGCAGUAACGCCCCAGACAACUACUACAAAUACUCUUUCCCCAACUACGACGAGCACAAACUCAGAUAAUGCAGCCCGUACAAUGGCCAAAGACUUAAAUGCUCAAUACUCAGCUGGUCAGUUGAAUGGCAAAUCUACUUGCAGUGAAGGUGAAAUUGCAUGUUCUGCCGAUGGAAAAUUUGCUAUUUGCGAUCAUAGCACUUGGAUUUAUAUGGAAUGUGCUUCAGGAACCACAUGUUAUGCUUAUGAUUCUGGUGAUUCAGUGUACACCCAGUGUAACUUCUCCUAUUUGGAGAGUAAUUACAUCUAA
This is a messenger RNA of Saccharomyces kudriavzevii IFO 1802, 1770 nucleotides long. RefSeq names its product chitinase (gene CTS1). NCBI's taxonomy places the organism in Eukaryota, Fungi, Ascomycota, Saccharomycetes, Saccharomycetales, Saccharomycetaceae. Gene Ontology annotation, cellular component: extracellular region. Gene Ontology annotation, molecular function: chitinase activity. Bases 1 to 1770 code for a protein of 589 amino acids. The transcript has a single exon. The record is from RefSeq and is a predicted model, not a curated record. Gene Ontology annotation, biological process: carbohydrate metabolic process.